Messenger RNA from Mizuhopecten yessoensis (Yesso scallop), 4997 nucleotides. RefSeq lists its product as uncharacterized. The transcript is spliced from 3 exons. The record is from RefSeq and is a predicted model, not a curated record. Lineage: Eukaryota; Metazoa; Mollusca; Bivalvia; Pectinida; Pectinidae. The coding region runs from base 272 to 2092 and encodes 606 amino acids.
ACAAUCUACUUCCUUGUCUCGAGAGACGGAUUCAAGGUUAUCAGGAGGAGAGUUUGUGUCUUCCGUGUAAAUUAGUGUCCUCUGGGUAUGUGUUGACCCUUUCUGUCUCUUAAAAUGGCUGAAGGCGGUCUCCCUCCGGAACUGGACUUAAACUUACUGGGAUGUCCAAUCUGCCUGGAGCGACUCCAACAGCCUAAGUCCUUACCCUGCCUCCACUCCUUCUGUCAGGAUUGCUUAGGGACUUAUAUCACCACGGAGGUGUCCGAAAAAAAUGGCGUCGGCAACAUCAUUCCCUUGUCCAGUUUGUAGGAGGAUGACCCAUCCGGUUAAUCAGGCUGAAACCAAGGAUAAAUGGGCAGAACAAUUUCCAACUAAUACUGUGAUUAAUGAACUUAUCCAGCUUAAGGAACGUUCGUCUGAACCAUUGUACUGCAAACCCUGCCAGACAAAAGGUAACCUGAACAACCCAGCCAGUUUUUGGUGCAAGACGAUGAACGAGAACUUUUGCGACACUUGUAAGGUACAACUUCAUGAUAUCAUACAUAAUGAGUGUGGUAUACUGAAUGUCACCGAAAACCAUAGCAAAAGAACAAAUAAGGAGAAGUCUGCCCCUCGAUGUUACACACACGACAAGAAAAUGGUUCGGUAUUGUGAGGAUCACAAACUUCUGUGCUGUUACGAAUGCGUGAUCGAAGACCAUAUGAAUUGCGCAAAAGUACCAAAAGUGACGGAAUACUUUCAGAAAAUAAAUACAGCAUCGCAACUAGAAGACAUGCAGGCGGCGUUAAAGAAAGGAGCAGAGAGUAUGAACUCACUAGUGAAGGACUUCGAUGAACAACUCCGAACAAUGAAACAAAACCAAGAAAUCGCACUGCAGAGUAUUUCCGACCUUCGUCAAAAGGUCGAUAAACGACUGGACAAACUUCAGAAGAACAUCACCGACGAGUUGAUUACAUUGUUCAAAGAAGAGAAAAGAGACAUGGAAGCAUCAUCACGGCAGUGCGAACGUCUAAUGAACGGAAUGAAAAAUACCCUGAAGUCAUCCAUUAAAGCCGUAGAGGUAAACGACAACAUUGAGACAAUAGUGUUGUAUCAGAGAGGACAGGCAGAAGUGGAGUCGUGUGAGACGCUUGUCACGGAGAUGAGCAAGUCAUUCACAUCCGUAAGCAUCGAGCAUCAAAUUGUUGCCGGACAUGAUAAUAUUAGUGAUAACGCGAUGGGAAAGAUCGUUGUCGGGAAACAACCACGAUGCAUUCCUGGGAGCCAUAGCGAUUUAGCAACCCCCUUGUCAGAACGACGCGUAAAAGAAGUCGGAAAGUUCACCAUCAAGUCCCCGUCCGAUAAAACUAAUUGCUGUUCCUAUGGUAUUGUGUACCUACCAUGUGCAAAAAUAGUAGUAAGUGAUAGCCGAAACCAAAAACUAAAGUUGUUUACAGACAAAGGGCAGUACCUGGACGAGUUGGCUGUUCGAGGAAGUCCCUGGGAUAUGUGUCUGGUGGACAACAGCACGGUUGCGGCUACUGUCGUAUAUCCCGGAGGUGUACGUGUCGUAAAGGUUGUGGACUCAAAACUCUCCCCGGUUUCUGAGAUCAACAUGUCAAAUGGUAAAUUAUGUUAUGGUAUAACACAUACAGACGGGAAGUUUGUCGUGGGUACAGAUGGAGGAGAAAUAUACAGUGUGACGCCGAACGGAGCAGCCGAGUUGUUAUACAAAUAUAACAGCACAUGUUGGUCCCUCACUCAUGAUCAAAUAAAGGGUGACACACUUGUCACUGUCAGUAACAACACCCCGGGGGAUGUCGCGGUGUCCAGACUGUCGGCUGACAAACGUCGUACGGAUGUGUUGAAGGUCGAUGUCGUGUCGGGAGCUGUGGGAAUAGACGUGGACAGGGAGGGUAACAUCUACGUAUGUGGUGGGGGAUCAAACAACGUCGUACAGCUGUCUGUAGACGGAACACACGUCAGAGAGCUGCUUACGUCAUCAGAUGGAAUGUUUAAUCAAUCGGCAAUAGCUGUAUGUGGUGACACAUUUGUGGUCAAUUAUAAUAGUGCACAGGAUAUUAAUUAUAUCAGUGUAUUUCAAAUGUACUAAAUGAAGAAGAAAUUAAAAUAAAAGUUAAGUUGAAAUAUAUGCUUAUAUCUUAACGAUACAUCAGACAAUUAAGAGCUCAUGUAAACACUACAUGAAUCAGUUCCUCAAAAAAUAAUGUUUAGUGUAAUUGUGUAAAAUUAUAUAGCUUUACAAAACGAUAAAUACAAUUAAAAAAGGGUUAGAACUGCAGUUCAUGUUGCAUCCAUAUGAUAAAUUUGAAACCGGAGGAUUGUUUUAAGUGUAUUGAUGGUAAUCACGUAUGGUUUGAUAUAUGUACCUGGUGUAUGUACCGUACAGACAGACGACCGACAUCCGUAAUCAGCACAGGGUGUAUGUACCGUACAGACAAACUACCAAUACAGACAGACCGUACCAUACAGACAGACGGCAGGUCCAUGUAGUCAUUACACAAUUUAUGUACCGUACAGACUGACGACCGACUUCCGUAAUCAGUACAAACAGACAGACAGCGACAAUAUGUAGUCAGUACAGAGUGUAUGUACCGUACAGACAGACGACCGACCUUUGUAUUCAGUACAGAGUGUAUAUACCAUGCCGACAGACGACUGGUCCCUGCAUUCUGUACAAGGUGUAUAUACCAUACAGACAGACGACUGACUUUCAUAGUCAGUACAUGGUGUAUGUAUCGUACAGAGAGGCGACCGACCUCCAUAGUCAGUACAGAGUGUCUGUACUGUACGGGCAGACGACCGACCUCCAUAGCCAGUACAGAGUGUCUGUACUGUACAGACAGACGACCGACCGACCUUCAUAGUCAGUACAGAGUGUAUGUAUUGUACAGACAGAUGUGACCGACCUCCAUAGUCCGUACAGAGUGUCUGUACUGAACGGGCAGACAACCGACAUCCAUAGUCAGUACAGAGUGUCUGUACUCUACAGACAGACGACCGACCUCCAUAGUCAGUACAGAGUGUCUGUACUGUACAGACAGACGACCGACCUCGAUAGUUAGUACAGAGUGUCUGUACUGUGCAGACAGAUGACCGACCCCCAUAGUCAGUACAGAGUGUCUGUACUGUACAGACAGAUGACAGUCAAGUGCUCGUACUGGAAGCCUCUGGUUGUCGAUGAGGGACACCUAAGUUACGUCUGCAUGUUUAAAUGUCGUUACCGCCACUUGUUAUAUUUUAUCGGUGUUUUACAGUGUACCAUAACAACAAUAUACAAAAUAUUCAGCAUUUUUGGUAUUAUUGUUUUAUAAUUGGUUUUUCUAUUGUUACACAAUCCCGUGUUUAAUAGCCGUUUCAAUGAUUCAAAACGUAGUAUAUAAUCCAGAUGCAGUUUUUCCAUAGUCACGACACACGAAAUGAAGCGUUACAAGUGUCAUCACACAAACAGUAUAUCCGGCGUGUCUAUUACACACUCCGAGUAGGCGUGAUGGUUACAUAAACAUAACUGUGAAUGACAAUUAAGAAUGAAGUGCAUCGAGGCAUUAUGAUUUUUUCUUAGCCAUGUUUUUUUUUUUUUUUAACGCAGUAAUGGAAUACCUAAAUCAUAUGUUGUUAUUUGUUUACAUUGUUUUUAUAUUAGAUUACCUAGCUUAUAAACAUGAAUAAUUGUAUACAAAACUGACAUCUACCAUUACAAUCAUAUUAUUGAUUUUAUGUCAUUCACCGUCCGAAAUUGUAAUUCGACUCGUUUGAUAUAUAUAAUCUACCUUACACACGUCAUGGGUUCAAGGCGCAAACCACUGACAUGCCGGUUAAAGACCAGCCUGUUCUCGCCUUGUUAAUAAGAAAUAUGUGGGUGAGUAUUAGGGAUAGGAAAUAUCAUCUGUUUUCCCCUUUUAGUAGUGUUCCUCUCAUAGCCUUAUCUGUGACCUGUAAAUACCAGGUACAAUGUAACGAUUACAUGUUUUGUAUCACCAGUCAUCCAUGACGGAUGUUUCCACAACAGGCGUAUACAAAUCGUAUGAGUACACAGCUAGGUGUAUUCCUUGUCGUUUCGAUACAUCACUGAAUACAGGAACACACGGACACGCAAGACGACUAGUUUUGAAAUGAGUCGGGUGUCACUCAAUGACCAUACCAGUUCUCGUUUGUUCACUCUGUACCUGGUUCCUUGGUUACAGUCUUUAUAACUACUUUCUUGUCUGUUGACUUGAGUAAGUCGAAUGUAUCUUAGAUUAAGAAACUGUAGACAAAUACUUUCAUUUAUAAAAUAAACCUAACUGCUAGCCUUUCAUGUACUUUAUGUAACACGGAACAUGAAACAAUAGUUCAUUGUUUAUGGGAGUGUCAAGAGGUGCAAAAUUUACUUCCGAGAGUUGAGACUCUGCUUGACUUCUUACAAAUUCCUUUUGCUUAUAACAAGGACUCCUUUCUUUUUGGAAUAAUAACACAAUACUAUAAUCAUGUGGAUAAUGAAAUUAUAAUUAUCAUUAAACAGUAUAUCUACAAAACUAGAUAUCUCAGCAACUCCCUAAAUCUCAAUGCACUCAUCAAUGUUAUCAAAGAUCACUUCCUGGUUCAAAUUCUUGUAAAUAACAGUAAAAGUGAGAAUUUUAAAGAGCGGUUUGAAAAAGGUUGGAGAAAAUGGAAACCUCUUUUAGAACUAUAGUGAUAGUUAUUUCCAAUGUUAUCACUAUUAAUAACCAUUAUAUAAACAUCACUAAUUUAUAAUUUCGGUUCCAGUUAUCAACUUUGAACACUUAUUCAUGACCAUUUUUACCCUGGUUUCGCCCGAUUAGCUCACUGUUCCACUCAGUUUUUUUAUUUAUAUAUCAUGAAACCGUGCCUCUCUGAUCUUGUCUCUCCCCCCCCCCUCUCUCUCUCUCUCUCUCUCUCUCUUUCUUACACUGCUCUAUUUGCCUGUUUUUCCUUCUUUUUUCUGCAAAUGGUCGUAAACAUAUGUGUACAUGUAUUUACGAUGUGUGUGUUUGUUU